AACUGGAAUUGAUCUCGUUUUGAUAUGAAAAGAACUUAGACUCGAAUGAUCAUAUCCAAUAUAAAGUGAGUCUCUACUGUUUGUUUUAAUCAAAUUCUCUGUAUACUAGUUUCACAGUAUGACUGUGUGAUUUACGAAUAAUUUAUAAACAUUUUAUCAGAAUGAAACAAAAUAAAAAAACAUAUUUAUCUCUUUUGUAAAUCAUCGUAGCGUUUUUCGUACAGAAAUGUUAAUAUAACGACUAGAUGUGAAAUAAAAAAGUUGACUAGAAGUAGAUCGUUUGUUUAUAGUUGUAUGAAGGUGAACGAACAACAAGGCCUGACUAUUUUUGUUCUUUUUUUAUUUUCAAUUUUAUUUAUUUUCUUUACUUUUAUAUUAGAUGUUCACAUACUACGUCGACUUGGUUUAGCAAGUUUUUUCUACAUGAUAAUAUUUGCUGGUCUAGAAUUUACAAUUACUUUUCUUGUUUAUAAUCGAUUCAAUUAUAACAGUAUGCAACAAGGACGUAUGUUUCUCUUUAUGGGAUUAACAAUGACUCUUGUUCAAGGUGGUUAUGUUCGACGAAUUCCACAUGGACAAGAAAUGGCAGCUUCAAUACGUGUAAGUAAUGAUGUAUAA
Messenger RNA from Didymodactylos carnosus, 618 nucleotides. The record is from the annotation of a GenBank genome assembly. NCBI's taxonomy places the organism in Eukaryota, Metazoa, Rotifera, Eurotatoria, Philodinida, Philodinidae.